UUUACAGUGUGAGGUCGCUAAGUAGCUCGGCAGCGGCAGCAUCAUGGCGGAGCAAGGCGAAUCUCCGGCUGCUGUCCAAAAUCCGCAACCACUGCUGACAACGAGCUGGCCAAUUACCAGGGAGUCGUACGAGUUGCAGGAAGUCAUAGGCAGCGGGGCCACAGCCGUAGUCCAGGCUGCUCUCUGCAGUCCCAGACAGGAGCGCGUGGCCAUCAAGAGGAUCAACCUGGAGAAAUGCCAGACCAGCAUGGAUGAGCUGCUGAAAGAGAUCCAGGCAAUGAGCCAGUGCCACCAUCCUAACGUGGUCACCUACUACACCUCGUUUGUGGUGAAGGAUGAACUCUGGCUGGUCAUGAAGCUCUUGAGUGGAGGAUCCAUGCUGGAUAUAAUUAAGCACACCAGCAAAGAAGAGCACAAAAACGGGGUGUUAGAUGAGAUCCUAAUUGCCACCAUCUUAAAAGAGGUUCUGGAAGGGCUGGAUUACCUGCACCGAAACGGGCAGAUCCACAGGGAUGUGAAAGCUGGGAACAUUCUGUUAGGAGAGGAUGGUUCUGUUCAGAUUGCAGACUUUGGGGUGAGCGCCUUUCUGGCUACCGGAGGAGACAUGACCAGGAACAAAGUUCGCAAGACGUUUGUGGGCACGCCAUGCUGGAUGGCUCCGGAGGUGAUGGAGCAGGUACGAGGCUACGACUUCAAAGCAGACGUUUGGAGCUUUGGCAUCACAGCUAUCGAGCUGGCCACCGGCUCCGCCCCCUACCACCGUUACCCUCCCAUGAAAGUCCUAAUGCUCACCCUACAGAACGACCCUCCCACUUUAGACACCGGCGUGGAAGACAAAGAGCUGCUGAAGAAAUACGGCAAAUCCUUUAGGAAGCUGAUAACGCUGUGCCUUCAGAAGGAGCCUGCAAAGAGGCCGACAGCAGCAGAACUUCUGAAAUGUAAAUUCUUCCAAAAGGCCAAGAACAGAGAAUAUCUGAUCGAAAAGCUGUUGUGUCAAGCUCCCAAGAUCGCCCAGAGAGCGAAGAAGGUCAGGAGAGUUCCUGGCUCCAGCGGUCAUCUCCACAAGACGGAAGAUGGGGACUGGGAAUGGAGUGACGACGAGCUGGACGAGGGGAGCGAGGAGGGCAAGGCUGCUGUGAACCAGGGCAGGUCCCGCAGGGUCAGAGAAGAGAUCCAAGACAAUGAGGAGAAUGCCAACAGUGUUCCUAUUGAAGGACUUUCAAUUCAGCAUCCCCAGGUUCAGCCGUUUGAGAACGCGUCCUACGUCCAAGGUGCCGUGAACAUGGUCCUGAGGCUGAGGAACCUGAGGAAGGAGCUGAACGACAUCCGGUUUGAGUUUACUCCAGGAAGAGACACUGCUGACGGCGUCUCCCAGGAGCUGGUCUCAGCUGGACUCGUCAACGGCCUGGACGUCGUCGUUGUUGCUGCUAACCUUCAGAAGAUUGUAGACGACCCAGCGACCUACAAAGUGUUGACCUUUCGACUGGUAUCCGGGUGUGACGACACGGAGAUCCCAGACGAGGUGAAGCUGAUGGGGUUCGCCCAGCUGAGUGUGUGUUGAUGGUCCUGCUCAGGGCCGGCCGUACGCACAGUAGCAGGUGAGGAGACAGACUGAGGAACACCUUCGAACCCCCCCCCACCCUCCCCCCACGCACACACUUGCCAUCCCCCCUCACACACUUGCCA
Molecule: messenger RNA, 1686 nt
Organism: Hypomesus transpacificus
Lineage: Eukaryota; Metazoa; Chordata; Actinopteri; Osmeriformes; Osmeridae
Gene: stk39
Product: serine threonine kinase 39
Exons: 18
Coding region: 44-1561 (505 amino acids)
Biological process (GO): protein phosphorylation
Molecular function (GO): protein serine/threonine kinase activity; ATP binding
Source: RefSeq, a predicted model, not a curated record